AUGGAUUCAGAUUCCGGCGAGCAGAGCGAGGGCGAGCCCGGGACCGCCGCAGGUCCUGAUGUUUUUAGUUCAAAGAACCUUGCCCUUCAAGCCCAGAAGAAGAUUCUGAGCAAAAUAGCCAGCAAAACUGUGGCCAACAUACUGAUUGAUGAUACCAGCAGCGAGAUCUUCGAUGAGCUCUACAAAGUCACCAAAGAGCACAUACAUAACAAGAAGGAAGCCCACAAGAUCAUGAAAGACUUAAUCAAGGUGGCAAUCAAAAUCGGGAUCCUCUACCGGAACAACCAGUUCAGCCCAGAGGAAGUUGUUAUAGUGGAGAAGUUUAGGAAGAAGCUGAACCAGACUGCCAUGACCAUCGUCAGUUUCUAUGAGGUGGAAUACACCUUCGAUCGAAACGUGCUCUCCAAGCUCCUACACGAGUGCAAGGACCUGGUGCAUGAACUGGUGCAGCGACACCUGACACCCAGGACCCACGGACGCAUCAAUCAUGUCUUCAACCACUUUGCCAAUGUGGAGUUCCUUUCCACCCUUUAUAGCCUUGAUGGAGACUGUAGGCCCAACCUCAAGAAGAUCUGUGAGGGAAUCAAUAAACUGAUAGAUGAAAAAGUCCUCUGA
Molecule: messenger RNA, 615 nt
Organism: Rangifer tarandus platyrhynchus (Svalbard reindeer)
Lineage: Eukaryota; Metazoa; Chordata; Mammalia; Artiodactyla; Cervidae
Source: the annotation of a GenBank genome assembly